Molecule: messenger RNA, 1140 nt
Organism: Pelecanus crispus (Dalmatian pelican)
Lineage: Eukaryota; Metazoa; Chordata; Aves; Pelecaniformes; Pelecanidae
Gene: RNPS1
Product: RNA binding protein with serine rich domain 1
Biological process (GO): mRNA splicing, via spliceosome
Cellular component (GO): nucleoplasm; cytoplasm; ASAP complex
Molecular function (GO): RNA binding
Source: RefSeq, a predicted model, not a curated record
AUGGAGUUAUCAGGAUUGAAAAAGAAGAGUUUGCUAGGACUCAAAGAAAAUAAUAAAAAAUCCAACACUAGGGCUCCCUCACCAACCAAGCGCAAGGAUAGGUCUGAAGAGAAAUCAAAGGAUCGGGCCAAGGAUAAAGCAGCUACUAAGGAAUCAGGUGAAAAGGAUCGUGGUCGAGACAAGACACGCAAAAGACGCAGUGCUUCCAGUGGGAGCAGCAGUACCAGAUCCCGUUCCAGCUCAACUUCCAGUUCAGGGUCCAGUUCCAGCACCGGUUCUAGCAGUGGCUCUAGCUCCUCUUCUGCCUCGAGCCGCUCUGGGAGCUCCAGCACCUCACGCAGUUCCAGUUCCAGCAGCUCCUCUGGAUCUCCAAGUCCCUCUCGACGGAGACAUGACAACAGGAGACGCUCCCGCUCCAAGUCCAAGCCACCCAAGAGAGAUGAAAAGGAGCGGAAGAGGCGGAGCCCAUCACCCAGACCUACAAAAGUGCAUGUUGGAAGGCUCACUAGAAACGUGACCAAGGAUCACAUCAUGGAAAUUUUUUCCACUUAUGGAAAGAUUAAAAUGAUUGACAUGCCAGUUGACAGGCUAAAUCCACACCUCUCUAAAGGUUAUGCUUAUGUGGAGUUUGAGAGCCCUGAUGAUGCAGAGAAAGCCCUGAAACACAUGGAUGGAGGUCAGAUUGAUGGUCAGGAGAUCACUGCCACAGCUGUGCUGGCACCACGGCCUAGGCCACCUCCCAGACGCUUUAGCCCACCCAGGAGGAUGCUGCCACCACCACCUAUGUGGCGCAGAUCACCCCCUCGCAUGAGGAGAAGGUCCCGGUCUCCUAGGCGCAGAUCCCCCGUUCGCCGGCGAUCAAGAUCCAGAUCUCCUGGACGAAGGCGCCAUCGCAGCCGCUCCAGCUCAAACUCCUCACGAUAAAGCAAAAAGACUGGACAGCGUUUUAUUUUUUAACUUAAAUCCCGUCAGACUAAAUGUUGUACCUUUUUUUUUAUAAUGGGUCUGGGUGAGGAGGAGUGUGAGAGAGAGAGUAUCCUGGCAGUGAAGGCAACCUAAGAGGAGAGAGCAACAGUUCCUGGCCAGUAGAUAGCCUUUGCUGUGCCACUUCUAUUUGUCCUGGCAUUGAAUUGAAAUUAU